CGGAAAGGACAUCAGCAGCAUCAGCAUUAGGCGCCGCCGUGAUACCAGCAGCCGCUUAGCUGUGAGAAAGUGCUGGCCGCUUGGACCAACUCAGUUGUGCUUGCAACCUGCCACGAUACACUUGUGCAAAAUGUAGAACUGAAACACUUAAAAAAAAAAAUAAUAAUAAAAAAUUUUUUUAAUAUAAAUACUAAAAAACUACUCUCAACGGUUGUGCUCAUCGAUCGAAGAUGAUUUUUAGUAAAAUUACGAGUAUAGUUAACGGUUUUCGCUUUUAAAAAUUUUAAAACCACUAACUGAAAUAACCAAGUGCCUUUCGUGUUCCACGUGACAUGAAGCCAAGAAACACCAGGAGCCUUAAGAUACAGAUUUCAGUGCCUUAGAUACGCAAAAAGUUUCUUUAAAAAUAUAUAUAUACAAAUUUUUUUUUUUUUAUAUUGAACGUUGUUACUCAAAAUUGUUUUAAUUUCGUGUGCCUUAAUCGCCGUACAGCCUUAAUAAUGCAAUCGUUGUCGUCUAGAGAUUGCCGCUAAACGUGUUUUUUUUUUUUUAAUAUUGUUUUACACGAAUCUUCGUUGAUCAUAGUCGCGUUUUUAUCAUCGUUCAUCGCUUGUUGUUAAAAAAUAUUCCUUCACCUUUGUACGGUUUUAAAUGCUAUUGCUGUUGUUGUUAUUGUAACUGUAAUUAACUGUUAAGCUUCGGUUAAUGUCGAUAUACUUAUAUGAUAUUUAAAAAAAAAAUAAAUAAAAUAAAUUUUGUUAAUCAAAAAAUCAACGUUACGACGUCAUUUCUGUGCGACGUAGCGUUGUUGGUGUCACAUCACAACGUGCCUCGUCAGUUGUCGGCGAUUCGGAAGCGUUGAACGGCCUAACGGUUAUUAUGUUCUCCACGAAUCGCUCGAUCGAGCUGCAGUAACGAUUUGAAAAAAAUCUUCACACAAUUGCCUUGCGUUUUGUCCGAUGUGCCUUCACGUUUUUAAAAUAAUCAACGACUCAGAGAUGAGUUUGAAUUUUCCAAAGAUGCCUUUUACAACUAAGUCUUUAAUUUUAUUAUUAUCGAAAAACGCAAAAAUCAACAUCACUUACAACAAAAACAACAACAUUCACAUCCAUUCGCACAGAAGAAGAAGAAGAAGAAGAAGAAUCCGAAGCAGAAGCAGAAGCGACGACAGUGACAGCGAUAAAAGCAAAAAUGUCAACAUUAUCGUUGCGCAUCCAGUUGGAGGGUGGCCGCGUCACAAAGACAAUUCAAUUUCAUCCAAAUACAACAGUAUUUGAUGCUUGCAAAAUCAUUCGGGAUAAGUUCGCCGAAGCAGUACAGGGACAACCCAGCGAAUAUGGUCUAUUUAUAUCGGAUGAGCAGCACCAACAGGGCGUUUGGCUGGAAGCCGGCCGCACGCUCGGCUAUUACAUACUCCAUAAUCAGGACACCCUAGAGUACCGACGCAAACUACGCACAUUGCGCGUUCGUAUGCUGGAUGGCGCCGUAAAGACGAUACUCGUCGACGACUCACAGCCGGUGUCGCAGCUAAUGGUGGUCAUUUGCACUAAAAUCGGCAUUACCAACCAUGAGGAGUAUGGCUUGGUGCGCGAGGACACCGAGGCGCAGAAUGAGAACUUGCCGGACAAUAAGUUUGGCACACUGACGUUGCGCCGCAAAUUCACCGAAAAGGAUCGCGAUGCAAAGAUGGAGAGUUUACGUAGGAAGCUGAAGACCGACGAUGAAAUUAAUUGGGUGGAUGUCGGCAAGACGCUGCGCGAACAGGGCAUCGAUGAAUCGGAAACUGUUUUGCUGCGUCGUCGCUUCUUCUUCUCGGAUCAAAAUAUUGACUCACGUGACCCGGUACAAUUGAAUUUGCUGUACGUGCAGGCACGUGACGCCAUCCUAGAUGGCACACAUCCAGUAACGCAGGAGAAAGCAUGUGAAUUUGCUGGCAUCCAAGUGCAUAUACAAUUCGGGCCACACAACGAAGCGAAACAUAAGCCUGGAUUUUUAGAUUUAAAGGACUUCUUGCCGCAGUCGUAUGUUCGUGUGAAGAACAUAGAAAAGAAAAUAUUUGCUGAGCACAAGAAACACGUCGCUCUUACAGAAAUCGACGCCAAGGUGUUGUACACGAAAACGGCACGUGAGCUGCCUACCUAUGGUGUAACUUUCUUCUUGGUGAAGGAGAAAAUGAAUGGACGCAAUAAGUUGGUGCCGCGUCUAUUGGGUGUGACCAAGGAUUCGGUGUUGCGUCUGGAUGAGCGCACCAAGGAAAUUCUGGUAUCGUGGCCGUUGACAACAGUGCGCCGUUGGGGCGCUUCGCCGAAUACCUUCACUUUGGAUUUCGGUGAUUAUGCCAAUCAGUACUACUCGGUGCAGACGACUGAGGCUGAGCAGAUUGUACAGCUGAUAGCUGGUUAUAUUGAUAUUAUUUUGAAGAAGAAGCAGACUAAGGACCAUUUUGGCAUCGAGGGCGACGAGGGCUCCACUAUGGUGGAAGAGUCAGUUGCGCCCUCAAAAGCAACAUUUUUGCAACAUGAAACGAAUAAAAUUGGUAAAAUUAACACCGAAUCACUGGCACAUCCAGAAAUUCUACGUGCGUCAGAUGGCGAAAGAAAAUACACCCAAGGCGAAGUACAAACAGUUCAAUAUGGAGCCUUCGUUGGGCAAGUUAACCACGCCCAUCAACCGCCAACGACGAAGGAAGUGCGCAUAAGCACAGUGAACCUGACAGAACCGCAGCGCGCUCUACUUGGUUACAUCUCGGCCGGUCAGGACGUUUUGAUGCGCGCUGAUGAAGAGCUAAGAACAAAGGCUCCCAUACAAGAAUUGGGUACCGACUUGAGAUCAAUCGAGUGGCGUGAGAAUACGUUGGAUACUUCCAAGCAGGCUGUUACUAGUCACGUUGCCACUAUGAACGCGGCUACCGCACAAAUAAUUACGGCUUCCCAACUGGACGAAGUCGACACGGAGGCCAUUUCCGCGUCCGUUUCGCAGAUAACUCAGACAAUUCCGGAGGUUACUAAGGAGGUGCGUUUAAUCGCUGCUCUCAUGGAGGACAGCAACAAUGGCGAUCGAUUGCUUGAUGCAGCUCGCAAUCUAUGCAAUGCUUUCAGCGAUUUGCUGAAGGCCGCUGAACCGGAGAGCAAAGAACCAACGCAGAGUCUGAUCAAUGCCGCUAGCCGCGUCGGCGAAGCAACCACGCAUGUGCUCAGCACCAUAGCUGAGGAAGAAGUGCCUGAGAAUAGUGAU
Molecule: messenger RNA, 3234 nt
Organism: Rhagoletis zephyria (snowberry fruit fly)
Lineage: Eukaryota; Metazoa; Arthropoda; Insecta; Diptera; Tephritidae
Product: talin-2-like
Biological process (GO): cell-cell adhesion; actin cytoskeleton organization
Cellular component (GO): ruffle; focal adhesion; cytoplasm
Molecular function (GO): integrin binding; structural constituent of cytoskeleton
Source: RefSeq, a predicted model, not a curated record